Messenger RNA from Oppia nitens, 1178 nucleotides. RefSeq names its product ER lumen protein-retaining receptor 2-like (gene KdelR). Lineage: Eukaryota; Metazoa; Arthropoda; Arachnida; Sarcoptiformes; Oppiidae. The record is from RefSeq and is a predicted model, not a curated record. Gene Ontology annotation, cellular component: endoplasmic reticulum; cis-Golgi network; membrane. The coding region runs from base 340 to 978 and encodes 212 amino acids. Gene Ontology annotation, biological process: endoplasmic reticulum to Golgi vesicle-mediated transport; protein retention in ER lumen. The transcript has 5 exons. Gene Ontology annotation, molecular function: ER lumen protein retrieval receptor activity.
UAUAGAGUAGUGUUAGACAUGAGGUGGAGAUAUAUUAUAGUACUGUAUGUCUAACAAUAUGUUGAGUCAGUGCUCAUAAUAAUAGUGUUUUGUAUAUUAAAUAUUCAGUGAUUCAGUGCUCACACACUCUCUCUCUCUCUCACUCUCUCUAACAUACAGUCUGUGCCCGUAAUGUCAGUUGUGUUUGAUCUCUGGCCACGUCGUCAAGUCUUCAAGUAUUGAAUCAAUUGAUAAGUGAUCGCUGGUUGUGGUGAACACAGACUCCACUUAAGAGUUAAGACAAUCGAUUGAGUGACCAAUUGUUGCAAUAGUUGUCUAAAUCAGUAGAAAUCAUAUGAAAUGAAUAUUUUCCGACUGACGGGUGAUUUGUCACAUCUUUUAGCUAUUAUUGUCCUUUUGGUUAAGAUAUGGAAAACCCGUUCGUGUGCUGGGAUAUCGGGAAAGAGUCAAAUCUUAUUUGCAUUGGUUUACAUCACCCGAUAUUUAGACUUAUUUACAAAUUAUAUAUCUCUUUACAAUUCGUUUAUGAAGCUAGUAUUCAUCUGCACCUCAUUGGCCACUCUGUAUCUAAUGUACAUGAAAUUCAAAGCCACUUACGACCGAAAUCACGACACUUUCAGAAUUGAAUUCCUUUUGAUUCCGAUCACUAUAUUAGGACUAGUAGUCAACCAUGAAUUCACACCACUUGAGGUGUUGUGGACAUUCUCGAUAUAUCUGGAAUCGGUGGCCAUUUUACCACAAUUAUUCUUAGUGUCGAAGACGGGUGAAGCCGAGACCAUAACAUCUCAUUAUUUGAUGGCUUUGGGUUCAUAUCGAGCAUUAUAUCUGAUUAACUGGAUUUGGCGCUACUAUUUUGAAGGCUUUUAUGAUUUGAUUGCCAUCGUUGCCGGUAUUGUCCAAACAGUUCUCUACUGUGACUUCUUUUAUCUUUACGUCACAAGAGUAAUCCGAGGUCGGGCUCUGAGACUUCCCGCAUAAGUAUUUGUUGAUAACUUUGAUUUUAAAUCAAAUGCAAAUAUAGUUUUAAUUUAACUAAAAAUCACAAUUAAUUUAACUAAUGAAUGUUAUUUGUAAUAUUAAAGUGCCUCAAAAUGAUCGGCAAAUUUCAGUCUUUAAGCUCAUUAUUGAUUUUUCUAUAUUUAUUUUCAAUUAAAUAUUAUUUAAGUUAUAAAUUCCUA